Messenger RNA from Perkinsus marinus ATCC 50983, 789 nucleotides. RefSeq lists its product as hypothetical. The transcript has a single exon. Bases 1 to 789 code for a protein of 262 amino acids. The record is from RefSeq and is a predicted model, not a curated record. Lineage: Eukaryota; Perkinsozoa; Perkinsida; Perkinsidae.
AUGGCUCGUCUGCUGAAUAUCUUCGCAACCAUCGCCGGUGUCAUGAGCAUCCAGGCUGAUCCUUUCGCUGAUGAUCUAGUUGCAAACUUCACGGCUCUCCUUGGUAAUCCGGAUGUCCACAAGUUCAUAGACAAAGCUCUGAUGGAUGCUCCUGCACCGCCCAAACCCAAUAGUCGCGAGCUGGAGGAGGUUCACGUAGACGGAGACCUUGCAGGUGGGAGGAGGCACUACCCGUUCUGUUCUAAAUGCAAGACCAUUCACAGUACGGCCAUCAACGCGUACUUCAUCCAGCAGAUCACUGAGAUUUGCCGGAGACCUGUACCUGGUUCCUUACUCAUUGACGAGUUCUGUACUCACCUCAAGAAGAGAAUCGCCUCGCUCGAUCAGGUCUUGAACGGUUACAUCUUCGUGCGCUCUCGUGCUCUUCAAUUAGCGACCACUGCAUGCAUCGGCACUAAUCAGUGUCCAACCCAUGAUGCCUACAACGCUUUCCUCAAUCCUAUCGUCCCCGGACGACUCGUUGACUUCACCAGAUUCUACUACUACCCAAGUAGACCUUUUCGCAAUGUUAGGACUUGUUUUGAUGAGCUAUUAAGGGAGAUGCUAGACUUCGCCUACCACAGGGUGAAGCAUGCAUGUGAACGCUAUGAAAAUGAGGAUCCAGAAGAGCUCUGCGGGUAUGUUGCAGCUGAUAGCCACUUCGGCCGAGGUCUGAUCGUCGGGUCUGUGGGUAUCGCCAAGCUGGCCACUGGUUAUUGUGUUCGCGACCAAUGCAGUGAGUUCCUAUAA